AUGAAGAGACACUGUAAAAACCCGCUGUUCAGAAUCCCAAUGCAAGCUACAUGCCGCAAAACUUGUGGAUAUUGUGAAGAGAACUGUUGCCAGGACUAUUCCAUGAAGUAAGUCGCAGUCGAAAGCUGUGUUCUUCUGUUCUAAAAGUUUCAAAUUCAAAAAUUUCUCGUUCGGUGACUUCUCGCUUCGAAAAUCUGCCCGAUUUCUAUAAAAAUCCUUCGUAACUUUACCAACUUUCAGCUGCGACAUUUUGAAGAAAGCUGGUGUCUGUGAAUCCAAGAGCCAUUUCAUGUUGAGUUACUGCAAGAAAACGUGCGGCCUGUGUGAAGAAGGCUCCACAACCCCAUCAAGCGGAGAAGUGUCCGACUUUACACCCGUGCCAACCCAAGUCACCGACUCUGAUCUUGAUGAUACAACAUACGCCGAAUUAACCGAACAUCCUACAGAAAUCACUGAUAGGCCUACUGAGGACACUGAUGACUCAUCGGAGGAAACAGAAGUUCCGUCCGAGACAACUACGCCUGCAAGAAGAAGAAGGACCAGACGCCAUAGUCGUCGUCGUAGAAGAACUACAGCGCAUACUGAGACUACAACAGAGCCAACCGAGGUGAGUGAAGCCACAACGGACGCGUCCCUCGAAACUGAUGCUACUGAAAGUGUUACUGAGGCUACUGAUGCCGCCAGUGAAGCAGCAACCACACCAGCCACAAGUAAAAGAACCAGACGGCAUAGACGCAACCGCAGAAAAACUAAAUCUUCCACAAAGGUAACAGAAACAUUCACUGAGGCUACAGAAACUACUGAAGACCAAGAUGACGCCACACAGGCCACCCAGACUCCUGAAGAACACACAGACGGAAACCAUAUUACAUCUGCGCCGACUGAUUUCACCGAUGAACCAACCGAGAAUCCUGACGACUCGAGCAAGUCAUCUGAAGAUACCGCAGUUUCCACCAGAGCUACAGAAGUACCAGCUGAGGAAACUGAGGCUACGAAAGGCUUUUCUGAUCCCGCCACCAUUUCUACCGACGUUACUGAAACUCCAAGAGAUAAAGUUACAGAGCCCGUGGAAGAAGACGCCUCAGAAGCGACUAACCUUGCAUCUAAUGCAACCGAAGCUACCGCUGGCCCUUCCAGCUCAUCGCUGAUUCCCUCAGAUUCCACAGAGUCUCCGGCCACCGCUUCUGCUGCAACUGUAGAAACAAAAGAAUCAUCAACGGCUCUUCCCUCAUCCACGCCAUUCGUCGAGCCAACUACGCAAAAGAAACAUCCUGAUAUCAUUGGCUGUGGAACCACGGAAAAGCCGGAGGAAAGGAAGGGUUGGCUAGAAUGGCUCAAGGAGAAGGCCGGGAAAGCCAAGAAGAAGUGGGGCAGCCAGUGA
Messenger RNA from Bursaphelenchus xylophilus (pine wood nematode), 1381 nucleotides. NCBI's taxonomy places the organism in Eukaryota, Metazoa, Nematoda, Chromadorea, Rhabditida, Aphelenchoididae. The record is from the annotation of a GenBank genome assembly.